Molecule: messenger RNA, 526 nt
Organism: Aspergillus pseudonomiae
Lineage: Eukaryota; Fungi; Ascomycota; Eurotiomycetes; Eurotiales; Aspergillaceae
Exons: 3
Coding region: 180-452 (90 amino acids)
Source: RefSeq, a predicted model, not a curated record
UUAAAUAACAUAGGUCCUACAGCAUACAAAUACAACCCCACAACAAACACACCCCAACCAAAACGAAGUACUACUUCAUACAUACCCACAAACUAAUAUACAAGUAAACCAGACAAGUACAAAAGCCCGCUAAAUCAAGCACUCCCAUCCUUCCCCUCCUCCCGCGCCGGCCGACCCAGAUGCUUCUGGGUCUUAUUCAAAUACGUCCUCUCAUAAAGCACAUAAGACGUAUACAUCAAAAUCGGCAACGCCACGAUCGUCGAAAGCCAUCGUCGAGCAGCCACUUUGUAUUCCUUCGUUUGCCGAAUAUCCCGUACAGCUUGUGGACCGCGCCGGGGCGGAUACGGCGGUCGUUGAAGGGAUUGCGGGUCGAUGACUACGCGGGGCUGUUGGUUGGACAUUCUGGGUGUAUUUUUCUUCUGUUUUUCCCUGCCUCUCUUUUUUUUUUAUGAAGUUAUGAGUGGGCUCCGGAUGGUAUGUGUUGACCGUGCUUGUUUGGAGAGAUGUGUGGAUGGCGGAAAAGUCA